AUGCAGCUCGUUAUCUUAAGAGUUACUAUCUUCUUGCCCUGGUGUUUCGCCCUUCCAGUGCCCCCUGCUACAGACCAUAAAGGAUGGGACUUUGUUAAGGACUAUUUCCAUCAAUUUUUCCUGACCAAGAAGGAGUCGCCAUUCCUUACCCAGGAGACACAAACACAGCUCCUGCAACAAUUCCAUUGGAAUGGGACAGGCCUACUUGAUAUGCAGAUGCAUGCUCUGCUACACCAGCCCUGCUGUGGGGUGCCUGAUGGGUCCGACACCUCCAUCUCGCCAGGAAGAUGCAAGUGGAAUAAGCACACUCUGACUUACAGGAUUAUCAAUUACCCACAUGAUAUGAAGCCAUCCACAGUGAAAGACAGUAUAUAUAAUGCAGUUUCCAUCUGGAGCAAUGUGACCCCUUUGAUAUUCCAGCAAGUGCAGAAUGAAGAUGCAGACAUCAAGAUUUCUUUCUGGCAGUGGGCCCAUGAAGAUGGUUGGCCCUUUGAUGGGCCAGGUGGUAUCUUAGGCCAUGCCUUUUUACCAAAUUCUGGAAAUCCUGGAGUUGUCCAUUUUGACAAGAAUGAACACUGGUCAGCUUCAGACACUGGAUACAAUCUGUUCCUGGUUGCAACUCAUGAGAUUGGGCAUUCUUUGGGCCUGCAGCACUCUGGGAAUCGGAGCUCCAUAAUGUACCCCACUUACUGGUAUCACGACCCUAGAACCUUCCAGCUCAGUGCCGAUGAUAUCCAAAGGAUCCAGCACUUGUAUGGAGAAAAAUGUUCAUCUGACACGCCUUAA
Molecule: messenger RNA, 786 nt
Organism: Pongo pygmaeus (Bornean orangutan)
Lineage: Eukaryota; Metazoa; Chordata; Mammalia; Primates; Hominidae
Gene: MMP26
Product: matrix metallopeptidase 26
Exons: 6
Coding region: 1-786 (261 amino acids)
Biological process (GO): collagen catabolic process; proteolysis; extracellular matrix organization
Cellular component (GO): extracellular matrix
Molecular function (GO): metalloendopeptidase activity; zinc ion binding
Source: RefSeq, a predicted model, not a curated record